Messenger RNA from Diaporthe citri, 1065 nucleotides. RefSeq lists its product as uncharacterized. Gene Ontology annotation, cellular component: cytoplasm. The record is from RefSeq and is a predicted model, not a curated record. Gene Ontology annotation, molecular function: 2-dehydropantoate 2-reductase activity. Gene Ontology annotation, biological process: pantothenate biosynthetic process. The coding region runs from base 1 to 1065 and encodes 354 amino acids. The transcript has 2 exons. Lineage: Eukaryota; Fungi; Ascomycota; Sordariomycetes; Diaporthales; Diaporthaceae.
AUGGGCUCAGUUCCGGAUACGAAAGCCAAUGUCCUCCUAGUCGGCUCAGGUGGAGUCGGCACCAUGGCAGCUUACGCGCUUGAGAAGGGAGGCAAGGCCAGUGUGACAGCAGUCCUGAGAUCCAAUUACAAGGCCGUCAAUGAGGAUGGCUUUCACAUCAAUUCUAUCCAGCAUGGCAACAUCAAGAACUGGAAGCCAAGUACUAUUCGAAACACGAUUCCAAAUGUCACCGACGAGGACCUACACUACAACUAUGUAGUCAUAACCACCAAAAACAUCGCCGAUGUCCCUCCCGCCAUGACGGAUGUCAUCGCUCCAGCCGUCACCCCUGGACUAACCAACAUCCUACUCUUACAAAACGGCCUCAACAUCGAACGCCCUUUCACCAAGGCCUUCCCAACCAAUCCCAUCCUGUCAGGCAUAACAGUCAUCGGCGCAUCGGAGAACCCCCCCGGCACCAUCAAGCACGACAACUUCGACAUCUCCUACAUCGGUCCAUUCGACAACCCCAACAUCAAGAAUGAGGUACCUGAGGCCGCAGCCCGCUCAUUCGUGGAGCUCUACGACGCGUGCUCCGCGGUCAAGUGCACCUACGACAGCGACGUGAAAUUCAGCCGGUGGCGGAAGCUCCUCUACAACGCGAGCUUCAACACGGUGGCGACGAUCCUGCGCAUGGACGUGUCGCGCAUGCGCGCCAGCGAGCACGUCGUCGACGAACUGAUCCGCCCGCUCAUGCUGGAGAUCGUGGCCACGGCGGCCGCGAAGGGGGUGGUGCUGCCGCUGGAGGAGGUGGAGAAGAUCAUCACGGUGGAUUUGUACGAGAGCUUCUUCCUGCCGAGCAUGGCGCAGGACAUCAAGAAGGGGAACUUCACCGAGUUUGAGAACGUCGUCGGGGAGCCGCUGAGGGAGGCCGAGGAGCUGGGCGUGCCUACCCCCACGCUCAAGGUUGUUUAUGGGCUGUUGAAGGGCUUGCAAUUCCAGACUAAGGAGGCGAAGGGCUUGGUCGAGGUGCCGAAGGAGAGCUCACCUGCAAUGAAGUACGGUGAUAAGAAUCAGACAUGGUGA